Molecule: messenger RNA, 988 nt
Organism: Periconia digitata
Lineage: Eukaryota; Fungi; Ascomycota; Dothideomycetes; Pleosporales; Periconiaceae
Source: the annotation of a GenBank genome assembly
UUGAUUGCGCAUUAUUCGACAAAGUAUGUAUGCAUGCAUGCAAGCAUGGUAUUUAUUCCUGCUAGUCAGUCCAGCCAUCCAUCCUCUGCGCGUGCUGCUGCUGCUGUGCAUGGCCGUCUCAAGCAACAAGGGACAGGACAGUCCUAUCAAGUCUAUCUUGGGGUUAUCUGGGGGAGCUGCAUUCGGCCUAGCGUGUGCGCAAUCGGCGUCGCAGCAUCAGCCCUACCACAGAAACUUUUUUACCCUCACGUUUCAUCAACCUUUUUUUUUUCUUCUUCCUCUUCUUUGUUGACUAUCCUGUGAACGACGGAAAAAGGAGCCACAGUGUUGAAAAUCUCAGUCGCCGUUCCGUGCCAUCCGUACAUGUUACGUAACAUGCAUGCGUACGCCGUUGGGUACUUGGGUACUCCCCAUAGACGCACCACCACCAAUCUUGUCCACGAGUGCCCUUUUCCGCGCGCUCCUGAUCUCCAACACUAGAGUAGCCGUGCCUGUUAUGUAAAUCAAAUAAGAUCCGCGCUACGUCACACGUGGGCCAGCAUACGGUUCGGAUUAAACUUUGCCCGUCAAUCCGUAGCCGUCAUGACUACAUUUCUCGACGUCUUCUCGACAAUGAUAGUAUAAUGGUCAUGAUUAUGGCUGGCUGCACUAUCACAAGAGCGACACUAAUCCUCACUCGCCUGUUCAACUAUGUACAAGAAAUUUUCAGAGUGCCCCCCCCCCCCCCCCCCCCCCCCAAAAAAAAACUUGGCCGCCCCGUCCUGGUAUAUCAAACUCCGGCAACGAGGGAGGCCGGGUAUCUCCCAAUCCAUCCACUGCCCAGUAAAACAAAGAAAAGUACACAUUACACCAGCUCCGGAUUACCAUGGCACCCACCAUGCUCGUGAUCUGGAACCCGGCUUGCAAUCAUGACCGCCGAAACAAGUGCCGAAAAUACAUUCCAGAAAUGAUAUCGUUUCCAUCUCGCCUGUCUCUACCCCAAUUAUUC